This is a messenger RNA of Phymastichus coffea, 2058 nucleotides long. It is a transcript of the gene Slu7, whose product is annotated as pre-mRNA-splicing factor Slu7. Gene Ontology annotation, cellular component: spliceosomal complex. The coding region runs from base 191 to 1912 and encodes 573 amino acids. NCBI's taxonomy places the organism in Eukaryota, Metazoa, Arthropoda, Insecta, Hymenoptera, Eulophidae. Gene Ontology annotation, biological process: mRNA splicing, via spliceosome. Gene Ontology annotation, molecular function: zinc ion binding; pre-mRNA 3'-splice site binding. The transcript is spliced from 6 exons. The record is from RefSeq and is a predicted model, not a curated record.
UACACACAUAUACACUGCUAUAUGUACUGCCAUAUUGUGAAGCUUACAUGUAAACUAAACGUAGAAAAAAAAAACAAAAAUAUUCAACCAUUGCUAAUAUUGAUGUCGACAUCAAUAAAGUUUAACAUCUAAUACAUACUUAUUUUUCUGAAUGAAAUAAAUGGUGUUAUCAUAAAUCUUCAAUAAGAAAAUGUCCAACUCGUCAACAAGUGCACCAGUCAGUCAGAUAUUGAAAAAUGCUAGCACAUUUGAAGAUGAACCAAGAAAGAAAAGUCGCGAAGACUGGCGUAAAGCAAAGGAGCUUGAAGAGGCUAGAAAAGCUGGUACUGCACCAGCUGCUGUAGAUGAGGAGGGUAAAGAUAUCAACCCUCAUAUCCCACAAUACAUAAGUUCAACACCUUGGUAUUAUGGAGCUUCGGGACCUACAUUAAAACAUCAGAGACCACAACCAGAGAAACAAAAAGAAUUUAGUGAUAUAGACAAAUGGUAUAUUAGAGGACAAUCAACAAAGAAAGCGACUAAAUGGCGUGAAGGAGCAUGUGAAAAUUGUGGAGCUAUGGGACAUAAAAGAAAAGAUUGUUUUGAAAGACCUAGAGCCAGGUUAGCUAGAUUUACUAAUGAAAAGAUUGCACCAGAUGAAGUUCAGCAACCAACACUCUCAUUAAGUUAUGAUGGAAAAAGAGAUAGAUGGGCUGGUUAUGAUCCAUCAGAACACAGAGCAAUCGUUGAAGAGUAUCAGAAAAUUGAAGAAGCCAAAAAACAACUUAAAGCAGAAAAACUUAAUUCAUCAGAAGCAGAAGAAGAACAAGAUGAAGAUGAAGAUGAUGAAGAUAAAUAUGUUGAUGAUAUUGACAUGCCUGGUACAAAGGUGGACAGUAAACAACGUAUUACUGUUAGAAAUUUGAGAAUAAGAGAAGACACUGCAAAGUAUCUUAGAAAUCUUGAUCCUAAUUCAGCAUAUUAUGAUCCCAAAACACGUUCGAUGCGAGAUAAUCCUUAUAAAGGAACAGAUAAAGAGGCUGAUUAUGCAGGUGAAAAUUCUAUAAGGUUCACUGGUGACACUAAAGAACAUGCAAAAGCGCAAUUAUUUUCAUGGGAAGCUCAAGAGAAAGGAAUUAAUGUCCAUUUGUUGGCCGAACCGACUAGAAUUGAGCUUAUGAAACAAGAUAUUGAGAAGAAUAAAGAGCAAAUCAAAAGUGUGGUUCGUGAUAGCAUAAUUGAUAAAUAUGGAGGUGCCGAACAUCUUGAUGCUCCACCACGUGCGUUAUUAUUAGCACAAACUGAGGAGUAUAUAGAGUAUUCCCGUACUGGACAGAUAAUAAAAGGACAAGAGAAAAAAAUCAUUAGAUCAAGAUAUGAAGAAGAUAUUUACAUCAAUAACCAUACAACAGUUUUUGGAUCGUAUUGGCGGAACGGUCAAUGGGGUUAUAAAUGUUGUCAUUCAUUGAUUAAAAACUCAUAUUGCUGUGGUGAAGCUGGUCAAAGAGCUAUAAAGGAAGCAGAACAAUUUUCCGGAAAUGCUACUCAAUCAGAAUAUAAAGAAGCAAAAAUUGAAGAAGUCAAAAAUACAAAUAAAGAAAAAACUAAAGACUCAUCCGAUAAUUCAAGUGAGUCUUCUGAAGAAGACACUCGCACUACAACUGAAAAAAAAUCAAAGAAGGAAAAGAGGAAGAACAAGAAACGCAAGCAUAAGGAGAAAAAGAAAAAUAAAAAGAAAGAAGAAGAUAAGUUGAAAGAAGCUUUGAGAAAAGAAGAUGAGCAUAAUAAAAAUAUUGAAAAAUUGCUUCAAAUGGAUGAGAGAAAAAGGCCUUAUAAUAGUAUGUACAGUGCUAAAGAACCGACUGAAGAGGAAAAAGAAGCUUACCAAAUGAAGAGGUUUAGGGAAGAAGAUCCCAUGGCACAAUUUAUGUAAAACUAAGGUUAAAUAAUUAUUGUAAAUAUAUUUAUAGAAGAAUAAUCUUUAUAAAUGCAGACAAUGCACCUGUAUUAGAUGUAUUAUAACAAUGAAUAUGUUAUAGCUUAUGGGUAUAUUAUAUAAAUCUAUGUAAUUGAAUUCGA